GAUAUUUUCAAAAGUAAUAAAACGCGCUCGAUAUCCCUGUUUAUUUUAUUGACCACUCGCCAGAUGUUUGCGCAUUGUUUUCCAGUGCGCAGUAGUUUCUCUGUCGUGAAAACGGGAUUCUGUUUUAGUAUUAUAUCUAUUCUGCCAUUUUGAAAAUAGUGGCGUGUAUGGAUUAGACCUAGUGUUUUUUAUGUGACAAAUAUGUCCGGGAGCAAUGAUAAAGUGUCGACUACGCAGCGUAUGAUCCAAAGUGUCGCUUUCCCUCCCAGCCACAAGCUCACUGUGUCUGAAGUAUUCGAUGAAAAAACUGGAAAGCCUAUUCCAGAUGUACUGAAGCAACAUUUUAUCUUAGAAGGUCGAAUCGAAGAAAACGCGGCUUUACGAAUCAUCCAAGAUGGUGCCACCUUAUUACGGUCAGAAAAAACUAUGAUCGAGAUUGAUUCACCGGUGACUGUGUGCGGAGACGUCCAUGGCCAGUUUUACGAUUUGAUGAAAUUGUUCGAGGUGGGAGGAUCUCCCUCUUGUACCAAGUAUUUAUUCUUAGGUGAUUAUGUUGAUCGAGGUUAUUUCAGUAUAGAAUGUGUUCUUUACCUUUGGGCUUUGAAGUUGUGUUAUCCGAAGACGUUAUUCUUAUUACGCGGCAACCAUGAAUGCCGACAUUUGACGGAGUAUUUCACCUUCAAACAAGAAUGCAAAAUCAAAUAUUCUGAGAAAGUGUAUGAUGCAUGUAUGGAUGCAUUUGACUGCUUACCUCUUGCUGCUCUUAUGAACCAGCAAUUCCUAUGUGUGCAUGGAGGUCUGUCCCCUGAAAUCAGCAGCUUAGAUGAUAUUCGUAAACUAGAUAGAUUCAAAGAACCACCUGCAUUUGGAGCCAUGUGUGAUCUACUUUGGUCUGAUCCUCUUGAAGACUUUGGUAAUGAAAAAAAUGCAGAACAUUUCUCGCACAAUUCGGUCAGAGGUUGUUCAUAUUUCUAUAGCUAUGCAGCAUGUUGUGAUUUUCUACAAAGAAAUAAUUUACUAUCAAUCAUACGUGCACAUGAAGCUCAAGAUGCUGGUUAUCGGAUGUACCGUAAAAGCCAAACUACAGGUUUUCCGAGCCUUAUUACCAUUUUUUCCGCUCCUAAUUACUUGGAUGUUUAUAAUAACAAAGCUGCUGUCUUAAAGUAUGAGAAUAAUGUUAUGAACAUAAGACAAUUCAACUGUUCUCCUCAUCCUUAUUGGCUACCUAACUUCAUGGAUGUCUUCACUUGGUCUCUUCCAUUUGUUGGUGAGAAAGUAACAGAAAUGUUAGUCAAUGUGUUGAACAUAUGUUCUGAUGAUGAGUUGGAGAAUGACGGAGAUGAUGCACUGGAGGAAGCUAAUCUCAGAAAAGAAGUCAUUCGUAACAAAAUCCGUGCAAUUGGCAAGAUGGCUCAUGUGUUUUCUGUUCUUCGUGAGGAAAGUGAAUCUGUUUUGCAACUUAAGGGUUUGACACCUACAGGUGCUUUACCCCUGGGUGCCCUUUCUGGUGGCAAGACAUCAUUAAAGAAUGCCUUGCAAGGGUUUUCACCAAAUCACAAGAUCACAUCAUUUGCUGAGGCUAAAGGUUUGGAUGCUAUUAAUGAGCGUAUGCCUCCUAGGCGUGAUGGCCAGCGUACUCCAGACACACAAGAAAAGAAGCCACAUGUAAACAGCAAUGCACAUUCGUGAAGUGCUAGCUAUUAUUUCUCUUCGAUCCUUACUUUUUGGUCCACAAUAACAGUGGUAGUGAAAUAUUUGUGAAGGAGACUCAGCUUUUGGAAUGAUAUUUCACAUUCAUAAUAACUAGGUGGAUUUGAAGGGAAUUGUCAUAAUAGAUACAAAAUAUUUUUAAAUUUGGAUUUAACUUUUUUUCAAUAGUUAAAGUUAAUAUUUCUCUUAAGAUAUUACCUCUCGAUAUUUAAAAUAUGUCAGAUCUGCAGGCAACAAAUUUAUUU
This is a messenger RNA of Chilo suppressalis (striped riceborer), 1955 nucleotides long. Lineage: Eukaryota; Metazoa; Arthropoda; Insecta; Lepidoptera; Crambidae. The record is from the annotation of a GenBank genome assembly.